AUGAGCAGUAUCAAAUCAGCUGAUGUAAGAGCCUUGCUCUUUGAUAUGGAUGGAACCUUACUCGAUUCUACUCCUGCUGUAGAAGCUACCUGGGCUUAUUUCGCCAAAGAAUAUGAUCUUGACCUACACGAAGUUCUGAGAACUUCUCACGGUGUAAGGACGAUAGAUAACAUGAAGAAUUGGUGUGGUAUCACUGAUCCUGUCGAAUUAAGGGACGCAGUAGAAUUGUUCGAAGGAAUGAUAGUUAAAGAAGCUCAGGAGCUUCAGGCCGCUGGAAAAGAAGGUUUGGUAGCUUUACCCAACGUUUUGGAUUUGCUAAAUAAGCUCAACACUUCUUCAACUCCAGUAUGGGCAAUAGUGACUUCAGCUACCAACCUCUACGCAUCAGCAGCGCUUCCCACAGCUGGAAUACCGAAGACACCCAAAUUGAUAACUGCAGACGAUGUCACUAAAGGCAAACCUCAUCCAGAACCAUACUUAGCUGGUGCAAAAUCUCUUGAUGUUGAUGUGAAAGACUGUAUAGUCGUUGAGGAUGCUCCCUCAGGCGUCAAAUCGGGAGUCGCUUCGGGCGCCAAAGUCUUGGCUACAUGUACUUCACAUUCAAGAGAAUCAUUACAAGGUCUAGGUGCUGAAUGGAUAGUUACUGAUUUAUCAAAGGUUACCUUGGAAGUUGAGAAUGGAAGAGUUCAAUUGAAGAUAGAUGAAAGUCCAUGA
Molecule: messenger RNA, 714 nt
Organism: Kwoniella shivajii
Lineage: Eukaryota; Fungi; Basidiomycota; Tremellomycetes; Tremellales; Cryptococcaceae
Exons: 7
Coding region: 1-714 (237 amino acids)
Molecular function (GO): beta-phosphoglucomutase activity; sugar-phosphatase activity
Source: RefSeq, a predicted model, not a curated record